AUGGCGGGCCGCCGCCGCGUCAUACUGCUGGUGGUGGCGGCCGCUCUCGUCGUCGGCGCGGCGUCGGCCGGGGCGAGCGGCAAGUCCGCGCGGUUCGAGCUGCUCCGUCUCGCGCCGGUGGCGUCCCUGGCCGACCUGGCGCGCAUGGACCGGGAGCGGAUGGCGUUCAUCGCGUCGCGCGGGCGGCGCCGCGCGGCGGAGACCGCGUCCGCCUUCGCGAUGCCGCUCUCCUCCGGCGCGUACACGGGCACGGGCCAGUACUUCGUCCGCUUCCGCGUGGGCACCCCGGCGCAGCCGUUCCUGCUCGUGGCCGACACCGGCAGCGACCUCACCUGGAUCAAGUGCCACCGCGCCGCGGCCUCCUCCAAGAACGCCUCGUCGCUCCCGGCGACCGCCUCCCCUCGCCGCACGUUCCGCCCCGACAAGUCCAGGACGUGGGCGCCCAUCCCGUGCUCGUCCGCCACCUGCAAGGAGUCCCUCCCCUUCUCCCUCGCCGCCUGCGCCACUCCCGCCAACCCGUGCGCCUACGACUACCGGUACAAGGACGGGUCGGCGGCGCGCGGCACGGUGGGCAUCGACUCGGCGACCAUCGCGCUGGCGGGUCGCGCGGCGAGGAAGGCGAAGCUGCGGGGCGUCGUUCUGGGCUGCACCACCGCCUACAACGGCCAGAGCUUCCUGGCCUCCGACGGCGUGCUCAGCCUCGGCUACAGCAACAUCUCCUUCUCGUCGCACGCCGCGUCGCGCUUCGGCGGCCGCUUCUCCUACUGCCUCGUCGACCACCUCGCCCCGCGCAACGCCACCAGCUACCUCACCUUCGGGCCCAACCCGGCUUUCUCCACCACCGCGCCGCCGACGCCGGGCACCGCCUCGUGCAAGCCCGCGCCCCCGCCCGCCGACGACGCGCCCGGGGCGCGCCAGACGCCGCUAGUGCUCGACCACCGGACACACCCUUUCUACGCCGUCACCAUCAGGGGCGUCUCCGUCGCCGGGGAGCUUCUCAAGAUCCCGCGCGCCGUCUGGGACGUCGAGCAGGGCGGCGGCGCCAUCCUCGACUCCGGCACGAGCCUGACGGUGCUGGCGAAGCCGGCGUACCGCGCCGUGGUGGCGGCGCUGAGCAAGAGGCUCGCCGGGCUUCCCAGGGUGACCAUGGACCCGUUCGACUACUGCUACAACUGGACGUCGCCGUCGGGCAGCGACGUCGCCUUGCCCCUGCCAAUGCUAGCCGUGCAUUUCGCCGGGUCGGCGCGCCUAGAGCCGCCAGCGAAGAGCUACGUGAUCGACGCGGCGCCCGGUGUGAAGUGCAUCGGUUUGCAGGAAGGCCCGUGGCCGGGCCUGUCCGUCGUCGGCAACAUCCUGCAGCAGGAGCACCUCUGGGAAUACGAUCUGAGUAACCGACGGCUCAGAUUCAAGAGGUCGCGGUGCACGCACUGAUUGAACGUGCUCAUCGUUCCCUCCACUUCUUUUAUUUUUUUUCCCCCUUGUGGUGGUUGGUGGUCUGGCUGAUUUUUUGUGUUUUACCCGUGUUCAGAUACUAAUGCAAUGAGAAAUGUAUGGUGCAAAAAAGUGGUAAUCUGUAAUAAGUUUUCCUUUCUUUUAUUUCACCCGUCUGUUCCUUCUCAUUUCGGCGAAUAUAAGUGUAUAGUUUUUCUUCGU
Messenger RNA from Oryza brachyantha (malo sina), 1653 nucleotides. Its product is annotated as aspartic proteinase NANA, chloroplast-like. The coding region runs from base 1 to 1431 and encodes 476 amino acids. Gene Ontology annotation, molecular function: aspartic-type endopeptidase activity. The transcript has 2 exons. Gene Ontology annotation, biological process: proteolysis. The record is from RefSeq and is a predicted model, not a curated record. Lineage: Eukaryota; Viridiplantae; Streptophyta; Magnoliopsida; Poales; Poaceae.